Messenger RNA from Numida meleagris (helmeted guineafowl), 6624 nucleotides. It is a transcript of the gene ADAM23, whose product is annotated as ADAM metallopeptidase domain 23. Gene Ontology annotation, biological process: proteolysis. The transcript has 25 exons. NCBI's taxonomy places the organism in Eukaryota, Metazoa, Chordata, Aves, Galliformes, Numididae. The record is from RefSeq and is a predicted model, not a curated record. Bases 242 to 2554 code for a protein of 770 amino acids. Gene Ontology annotation, molecular function: metalloendopeptidase activity. Gene Ontology annotation, cellular component: presynaptic membrane.
GGGGGGGAGGAAAGGAGAAAGUGCGCGCGCGCCGCUCCCGCCCGCCCUCGCGCUGAGGUAGCGGACUCCAGUCACGGCCGAGCGAGAAGGCAGACGGGCGGGUGCCGCGGCGCGGAGCCGCCUGCUCGGCCCCCCCACCUCCCCCGCCUUACCGGCCCCGCGGGCGCGACCUGUGGGGGUGAGGGCCCCGCGCUGCCCGCCGGCCGGCCGCCCCCCGCGCCGCCUCGGGGCGCUAUGAGCCAUGAAGCCGCCCGGCAGUAUCUCCCUGCGGCAGCCCCGCCGCGGCCGCCCCGCGCUCCUGUCGCUCCUCGUCGUGCCGCUCCUGCUGCUCCACGGCUCCGCCCGCUCCCGGGCUGCGGCGGCAGACGACCUGCAUUGGAAUGAAACGGCAGGCAGAACUGAGGGGGUACUGGCAGAUGAAGAGAAUGCAUUUCAACUGAAUAAAAGCAGCAACAGAGAAAAUAACAGCUACAGCAGUGCAGUCCAGAAAGAAAUCACACUGCCUUCAAGACUCAUUUAUUACAUUAACAAGGACUCUGAAACCCCUUACCAUGUCCUGGAUACUAGGGCAAGGCACCAGCAGAAACACAAUAAGGCUGUACAUCUGGCCCAGGCAAGUUUCCAGAUUGAGGCCUUUGGUUCCAAAUUCAUCCUUGACCUCACUUUAAAUAAUGAUUUGUUAUCUUCCAAUUAUGUGGAGAUUCACUAUGAAGAUGGGAAACAGAAGUUUUCUAAGGGUGGGGAGCACUGUUACUACCAUGGAAAUAUCAGAGGUAUCAAGAAUUCCAAAGUUGCUCUUUCAACUUGUAAUGGACUUCAUGGCAUGUUUGAAGACAGUGCUUACGUGUACUUGAUAGAACCUGUGGAUUUGACUCACAGUGCAGAAAGUAAAAGUAGGCCACAUAUCAUCCAGAGAACUUAUGGAACACAAACCUCCAAGCAGCUGCAGGACCUUGAGACUGAAUCUAGUUCUGAAUGGCCCUUUAUCUCUGAACUACUGUGGCUGAGGAGAAAGAGAAGAAGGAGAGCAGCAUCUCGUGGUGUCUUUGAAGAAAUGAAAUAUCUGGAGCUCAUGAUUGUCAAUGACCACAAAAUGUUCAAAAAGCAUCGUUCUUCAAAUGCAUACACAAACAAUUUUGCAAAAUCUGUGGUGAACCUUGUAGAUGCUAUAUACAAGGAACAGCUGAACACCAGGGUGGUCCUUGUUGCUGUGGAAACUUGGACAGACAGAGAUCGUAUUAAUGUUCACCCUGACCCACUGCAGAUGCUUCAUGAUUUCUCCAGAUAUCGGCAGCACUACAUCAAACAGCACGCUGAUGCUGUGCACCUUCUCUCGAAUGUGACGUUUCAUUACAAAAGGAGCAGCUUAAGUUAUUUUGGAGGCGUUUGCUCUGUGACCAGAGGAGUAGGAGUGAAUGAGUAUGGCCUCCCAUUAGCCAUGGCGCAGGAAUUAGCACAAAGCCUUGCUCAGAACCUUGGGAUACAAUGGGAGCCAGCUGCCAGGAAACCGAAAUGUGACUGCACUGAAUCCUGGGGUGGUUGCAUCAUGGAAGAAACAGGGGUGUAUCAUUCCAGAAAAUUCUCCAAGUGCAGCAUAGCAGAAUACAAAGAAUUUUUACUUCGUGGGGGAGGUGCCUGUCUUUUCAACAGGCCAACAAAGCUCUUUGAAGCUACUGAGUGUGGAAAUGGAUAUGUAGAAGCAGGAGAAGAAUGUGAUUGCGGUUUCCGAAUGGAGUGCUAUGCAGACUGUUGUAAGAAGUGCUCUCUUUCUAAUGGAGCUCAUUGUAGUGAUGGACCUUGCUGUAAUACAUCAUGUCUUUUUUUUCCACGAGGCUAUGACUGUAGAUAUGCAGUGAAUGAAUGUGAUAUUGCGGAGUUCUGCACGGGAGAUUCUGGCCAGUGUCCACCAAAUCUUCAUAAACAAGAUGGAUACGCUUGUGAUUCUAAUCAAGGUCGUUGCUAUAAUGGUGAAUGCAAGACAAGAGAUAAUCAGUGCAAAUAUAUCUGGGGAUCUAAGUCUUCAGGAUCUGACAAAUUUUGCUAUGAGAAGCUUAAUACAGAAGGCACAAAAAAAGGAAACUGUGGAAAGGAUGGAGACCGAUGGAUUCAGUGUAGCAAACACGAUGUUUUCUGUGGUUUUUUGCUCUGCACUAAUCUUACUAAAGUUCCGCGAGUUGGUCAAGUUCAAGGAGAAAUUAUCCCAAAUUCUUUUUAUCAUCAAGGACGAAUAGUAGACUGCAGUGGUGCUCAUGUUCUUUUAGAUGAUGAUACAGAUUUAGGUUAUGUAGAGGAUGGAGCUCCGUGUGGUCCUCAAAUGAUGUGUCUGGACAAAAAGUGCCUGCCAAUUCAAUCCUUGAACAUAAGCAGCUGUCCCAUUGGUUCUAAUGGAAAAGUCUGUUCCGGUCAUGGGGUGUGCAGUAAUGAAGCCACUUGCAUUUGUAAUUUCUCCUGGGCUGGGACAGACUGCAGUAUUGAUGAUCCUAUCAGGGAUACUGGUAACAAGAAAGAUGAAGGACCCAAGGGAUCUGGUGGCCUUAAUGACGCAUGCAUAUAGAAGAAAAAUAAAGCUAACUAUAUCUCAGCCCAGGUGAAAACAGAAAACAGUUUGCCCUUUCUUCUGAAAAAGACAGUUCUUACUUCACGUUGUGCUGCUUUCCAGUAUUGAUGCUUUCAGAAGGACCCAGGACCUGCUGCAUUCUUUCUGGUAUUUCUCCCAGUGCUGUUCUGGGCUUCGUGCAAUGCACCAGAGCUGGCGGGGAGCAGGGGAGCAGCGUUCCCUGCAUGUCCUCUUGGCACUGGCACAAGGUGCAGGCUGUGUGGUGGUAGCAGAGUCGCAGCGCUGGUGUUCCGGGCUCCUCAUCUGCUUCAGUAAGAACAGAUUUAAUACAAAAUUUCUAAAAAAACCUCAGCCUAUCUUUUUUUCUAAGCCUGGGUAUAUUAUCUUUUUAACGCCUGCUGAUAGGCUUACCGUGAGCUCCUGUUUUUGUUUGGUUGGUUAUUUUUUUACAGCUCCUUCUCAGUUAAAUAACUUAAGUAAGUCCUCUUACUUGUAUAAUAAAUACCCCUGGGUCAGCUUCUAAAACUUGUAGUUGCCACAGCAUAUCUUAAAGCAACAAAAUUUUAAUAUAGCCCCACAUAUUUUUCUUAGUCUCACUAUAUUUCUGAGAUUAAUAUUUUCCAUAUUUAUAAACAAUUUUUUAAGUACUUAGGAACGUUUAAUUUGUUGUGUUACUUCAUUGUAUCAAUGCUCAAAGAAAGAGAUUCCAGUGAGGUCUGUGUUUUAGAGUACACUGACAGAUCUGGAGUCAGGUGUGGGAGAGACCGACACUGAUAGAUUGAAAGACGUCUUUAUGUGGAGGUGCAGUCUGGGUAUUGAGCUUUUCCUCAGAAUUUCUGUACAUACUGGGCACAUUCCGUAGCAUUAACUAACACGUGCACUUUUUUUUAAACUGUAUCCCAUAAGACGCUAAGUUACAGGAGAGAAUUCUUUUUCCCUAAACAAAGCAUAUAAGCAAUGCUUUAAGCUAGCUUGUGCCUUAGCAACCAGUGGCCCAGACUGCAGCCCUUCUGUAGCAGCUGCUGGCAGUUGUGCAAGCAGUGCGUGCGCUCACUGGAUAUGCCUGCAAUCAAAAACUUGCAUGAGCACAGAUGGUUAGACAAUUCCUCUCUGUCUUAAAUAAUACAAUAUCUGAUAGUUUAUUUCUUCUGUGUGCUCUGCAUCCUUUCUGCUACUCUCACAAAUGUUCCACUUUGCAUCCUGCUGUCAGUCCUUCGCCCGCUUAUUUCUAGAAACUUGUUAUCCCUAUAGAGAAUCUGUAUUGGAAAAGUCUCUUGAAACUGCUCUUCUUAAUAGAGCAAGACACAAGUGUUCAUUCUGUAGCAGAACCUCAAAUACACUGGCCUGGCCUAGCUCACAGCUUGAAGUGCAUGUUUCUUUGGGGGUUGGUGGCUUUUCAACUUGUGUACAACAGAGGGCUAACACAUGUAGACCCUCUCCUACUUUGCUUCAAAACUAUCUGGAGAGACAGAUGAGGAUUUUAAUGUGUCCUUUUUAAGCAAGCAAUAUGUUUAGUCUCUGCAAAUGUGAGAGAAGGUAGCUAAUGCUUUACAAACUGGGAGAUGUGAUUUCUGUUUCACAGGUUAUCAGAUUUUCAUAUGAACAUACGGUACUGUGGUGUCAAGUCCAAAUCAAACGUAAGCUGCAACUAAGCAAACUUUGUUCAUGAACUGAAAUGGGGUGGGGGGAGGCUUGAGGGGGAAGCAUAAAAGAAGGCUUGAUACAAGCUUAGAGAAAUGAGGUUGAGACUUCCCGUUUCAAGAAUGAAUUCUAGAUUAAUUUUUCUAAUCAAGUUGAUGUGUGGAUAGGAUAAGGAAGGAAAAAAGUUGACUGACAGAAUUUUCAGGGACAUAGAGUCUCCUUAAACAUUUCUGGCUUGGAGUUAAAGGCUCUAAGAGGAAACCUCGUUAGGAGGUUGAUUUUACUUCAGUUGAGCCCUGUAUAGUACUUUUAAAGCUGUUGGAUUUUAAACUGCAUUUCAAUCUCUACUCUGCUGGGCAGUGUAGAGAAAUACAGCAUUCAUGAAACAUGACAUUAAUUUCAGUGCAGCAAGUCUGUGCAAGAUUUCAGUAUAUGACAUUUUAUACAGGACUGAUCUAGGAAGGACAUUUUUACAAUGAGAGUAGUUUUUAUGUGGGCUUUCUGCAUUGGCUGCAAUGUCAGUUUCAGGGACAUACGCUUGCCUAUUCUUCUAGUAUAUAUUCACUUUUGCAAAGCUACUGCAGUAAUACAAGCCAAUUAAAUGCUUUUGUUGCUGACUUUAAUGCUAUUAAGGUAAUUUUUAGCAAUGAAGGAAUACUGCUAAGGAGCAAUGCUAGUAAAAGUCAGGUGAAGGCACGUGAAAAGCUGCUUCUCAUUAUAUCACACUGCAUAAGUGGCUGAUAGAGAAGAACUGAUCAUAGGGACUGUUCUGGAUAGUUCCAGCAACUGUUUCUUGACUAGAGCUCCAGUUUUCUGUUUUUUAAAAUGGGGGAUUAAUGGUUGGACUGAAGUCUUGCGCAGUCCAUAUAGAUGCUACAUUUUUAGCUGGUCCGUGCAGAUGCAUGUAGAUCCCAAAAGCUUAUGCAAGAUGAGACAAUAAGACACUUGAUGAGGAAUGAGGUUUCAGUCCCUUACUGGCACUUCUUUAAAGCACGUAGUAUGACCUGGAUACAGCCAUUACCUACACAAAUAUCAGCGUUAGAAUCACAUGAUGUAUUUUCUCACUUUUUUUUUUUAACUACUACAAUAAAUAGCAGGUCAACAUUCUCAGCUGCUAAUUUUAGCCUCUUGUUUUCUUAAUUUCAAUCAGGUAUUGUUGUUUGGUUUUUUCAAACAGAAAAGGGUUAUUUAUUUAAUUUGUUUAGAGACAGCAGACUUUUUUUUUUUUUCAGAUAGAGGGAAGAGUUUUAAAGGUUAUUUCAGUAAUUUUUUCAGUUGUGUACCACAGGUAAUUACUGUCAUACAUUAAAACAUUCCACUGAUUUUCUAAGGGAAAAGUUAAUUUAUUUUGUGACUUAGGCUCUAACUAUGCAAUGUUUGAAACAGCUCUCAGCAGGUAGUAGUGCAAAGUAGGACUGUUGUUUGUGUCCUGGGCCAAGUGCUCAGAGCUCCUGUUCUGCAAAUACUUCAGUUGUGUGCAACUAGGCAUGAUUAUGGGCCUAAAGUAAUAGGUAUGAAAGCAGGCCCUGAAGAUGUAUCUGUCUAGUUAGAUGAUGUGAUUGGACCAGAGCCAUGGAGAUUUAGCAGAAGCUUACUUGAUGUUUAGCUGAACGCUGUAUUGCCUUGUGCUACUAUAACACAUAGGUAAGAAACAGUGCGGACUGCAGCUACCCACGAUGUGAUAAUCACCUUGUUUCUUUUCUUUUUGUUGUAAUUUUCUAUGGGAAGAUAGCAACUUGUUCUAUUUGCUGAUUUAAGAAUACUGUCUUCAUUUGAGCAUUAGAACAGUUGAUAACUCGUGAUGAAGUUGUAAGCUGGGUAGCACCUCAGGCUCUCACUGAUGUUUUACAUGUGUGUACCAUGCUGCCUUGUUCACCCUGUACCUGAUACGUAGUAUUUAAGGAGACUGUUUCAGGUUCUUAUCUGAAAUGUUUUUCUGGUGUCUCAGGUGUUUGGUUUUCCUCCCUCAUACAACACUGUUACCAGAAUAUCCUAAGUGAAGAAAGGCAGUAAUUUGAUUAGUAUCAUAUUCCUUGAAGUGCGUAUUUCAGCUGGAUGAAGCUAGGGAACGAGCAUUGUUUGGUCAGAUCAUAGAAUGCAGGGCAGGGACAUUACAUUCAUACUACUUACCAUAUGUGGUUUCUUGCAAGUUGACCUAAAUAUAUAUAUAUAUUUAUAUAUUUAUAUAUAUAUAUUAUAUUUAUAUAUAUUAUAUGUAUAUACACAUUUGCUCACCUCAAAUUUACCCGUAGUACAGAGAGAGGAUAGAUUGAGAUGCAGAAGUAGUAUCAAGCCUAAUGAGUGUUGUUACAGUACUUGUAGAGGGCAACUGCUAGAAAGAUGAACAUAGUGAUAUUUUAAACACCAGUAAUUCUUACACAGCACACACUUUACAAAAAUGUAGACAGUGGUACUAAAAAAAAAAA